AGCUAAAUACGGGAUGCUGUAUACAGAUGUGGUUUUGUGCCAACAGUUUGUUCCUGUUUUUGAAGAUGUUCGUGCGAGUGAACGCGGAUGAUGCUAUGACGCCUAUAAAAAGUUCACUAGUACAUGUACUUAAGAGCAUGGAAGGUCGCUGUCACUCAUAAAAAGUUAACUGUCAAAAAGCGGAAGCCACUCAAACCGUACAUGUCGUAUACAUAACGCCAGCAAACACCUUAUCCUCCCAGAUGGUUGAAAGCAAGCGUGUCAUCCAUCCCCUUAACGCCAAAUGUACAAGCAAUUAAGCGGUUUGGUGUGCCACUUUGUAAUAUAUUCGGAAUAAAAAAAAACUGCAAAUAGCGGUUAAGUGAAAAGGCGUGAUAUGUCUGCAUAAAAGUUAAUAAAGUGAGAAAGUGGUAGCAGCACAAUUCAAGAAAUACGAUUAAUAUACUUAUUUUCACAUUAAAAAUAUAGUUGGAGGUAAAGCAGAGAAGUGAUUGUAGUGAGUUAAAAAAUCGGGAGUUAAAAAAGGUCGUUUUACUGCCCGAAGGAAAUGGAAUAAUUAGUUGAGCCAAAAUAAUUGCUCUUAAAAAAUUGAUGUUACUGGAAUAUAUAAUAAUGUGCAAAUUUGAAGAAGCGCCACUUUACCGAAUAUCUAACUUGUGAACAUUUAUUAUUUCUUUCGGUAAUGUAAUGUAUAUUUAUAAAUACUGUAAAAGACCUACAUAUAUGCACACAUUUAAAGUGAACAUAAAGGUUAUUAAAAAAAAAUUACGUCAAUUGAAAUGAGAUGUAGGUAGAAAUUGCAUAAACAUUGUGGAGCGUAAAAAAUGAAGAAACGAUGAAAGCAGCGCAAGCAGUUUUACCAACAAAAUCCAGGACAUAAAAUGCAAAGAAAAGUAUUGACGUUGGAAUCGUCUUCAUACAGCGCACCGAAGGGAAGUGAAAAGAAUGAGGCAGUCAUCAAGCUUCUGCCAUCUGCGACUUAUGUCUUUGAUAACCUUUGGAUUGGUACUUGGCUCGCAAGUUCACCUACUGUCAACAUCAGCCUUGCACAUGUCAAAUAAUAAACUAAGUAUUGAUGCUUUGAACACCACAGUCGUGGAAACAGUUGGCUCAACUUUAUCCUUAUCUUCUGCGUCCAUGGGAGCUGACACCGCAGCAACAGCGGAAACGACGUUCACACUAUCGCCGCUGUCCAGGAACUCGCACAAAACGUCCAAACCUGUGAAUGGCCGAAUCAUUAGUGCGAUAGACGCAGUUGGAGACUACACCGGUGCGAUGGUUAGCACGAGCACAAGUUAUAUGCCCAGUGGUUCGUCCUCAACAACAAGAUUGAAUACGUUCACAACCACCAGUAAGCUGCCAUUUGAUUAUGCGCUUACAAAGAAAUGGGCCGGCUCAGCAACAUCAGCCUUGCACAUGUCAAAUAAUAAACUAAGUAUUGAUGCUUUGAACACCACAGUCGUGGAAACAGUUGGCUCAACUUUAUCCUUAUCUUCUGCGUCCAUGGGAGCUGACACCGCAGCAACAGCGGAAACGACGUUCACACUAUCGCCGCUGUCCAGGAACUCGCACAAAACGUCCAAACCUGUGAAUGGCCGAAUCAUUAGUGCGAUAGACGCAGUUGGAGACUACACCGGUGCGAUGGUUAGCACGAGCACAAGUUAUAUGCCCAGUGGUUCGUCCUCAACAACAAGAUUGAAUACGUUCACAACCACCAGUAAGCUGCCAUUUGAUUAUGCGCUUACAAAGAAAUGGGCCGGCUCAGAGGCGGUGAAUUUUCGUUCUUCAUCACCGAUGACAUCCGUAACAUCCGCUUCGAUCACACCCGUGGAGAGAACUCGGACGUUUCGAAAUAAACACCACCACGAACAUCAUUGGGGACCAUUUUUUGAAGAACCCCCCAAUUCGACAGCGGCAGGCGAAAAUUCUAUCUCAGCGCACCUAUUCACAGAGGCUGCACUGAACUGUCGAGUGGGAAUGCUAAAGGAUAAAACUGUUAUGUGGGUCAGGCGAACAACAGAAAAGGUCUCUUUAUUAACUGUUGGCAACAUCACAUACAGCGGCGACCCACGAAUUCGCGUCAAGUUUCAGUAUCCAAAUAAUUGGCGGCUGCUCAUUAAUCCCACGCACAGGGAGGAUGCUGGCGUCUAUAUGUGUCAAGUUUCAACGCAUCCUCCGCGAGUUUUUACAACAAAUCUAACCAUUAUGGAGCCCCCUUUACGUCUAAUAGACGAUCAAGAACGGGAAGUAAGUGACCGCUUUUACAAAGCAGGCAGCACCAUAGAUCUUUAUUGCCAAGUCUCGCGUAGUUUUCUACUUAAAGAGAGGGUUAAAAUUGAAAACUCUGUACAACCAUACGAGCAGAAUCAAACAAAAGUAAAUCCUAGCAAAGGCCACAUAGGAGCCAACCGCUUGGGUUCCGGAUACAAUGAACUAUUAUCGAAUAACAACCAAAGCAAUACUAAGCUGUCAGGCCAUGCGUUUGAAAAACAAUUCAUCAGCAUGAUAUUUUGGGCAAAGGACGGCGAAGUAUUACCUUCUACAAUAAUUAAACAGUCCAGCACCUCGGAAAAGUGGCUAAUAAGUCGUGUUUCGAUCAUGGACGCCAAACUGCUUGAUAGUGGAAAUUAUUCGUGCUCCAUUGGAAAACUCUUCACUGCUAUUGUGCAGGUACAAGUGCUGGCAG
This is a messenger RNA of Rhagoletis zephyria (snowberry fruit fly), 2686 nucleotides long. It is a transcript of the gene dpr18, whose product is annotated as defective proboscis extension response 18. NCBI's taxonomy places the organism in Eukaryota, Metazoa, Arthropoda, Insecta, Diptera, Tephritidae. Gene Ontology annotation, cellular component: neuron projection membrane. The record is from RefSeq and is a predicted model, not a curated record. Gene Ontology annotation, biological process: synapse organization.